AUGGGUGACAGAAGAUUCAUUGACUUUCAAUUUCAAGAUUUAAAUUCAAGCCUCAGACCCAGGUUGGGUAAUGCUACUGCCAAUAAUACUUGCAUUGUUGAUGAUUCCUUCAAGUAUAAUCUGAAUGGUGCUGUCUACAGUGUUGUAUUCAUCCUGGGUCUGAUAACCAACAGUGCCUCUCUGUUUGUCUUCUGCUUCCGUAUGAAAAUGAGAAGUGAGACUGCUAUUUUCAUCACCAAUCUGGCCCUUUCUGAUUUGCUCUUUGUCUGCACGCUACCUUUCAAAAUAUUUUAUAAUUUCAACCGCCACUGGCCUUUUGGUGACACCCUCUGCAAGAUCUCUGGGACUGCAUUCCUUACCAACAUCUAUGGGAGCAUGCUUUUUCUCACCUGUAUUAGUGUGGAUCGUUUUCUGGCUAUUGUCUAUCCCUUCCGAUCACGUACCAUUAGGACCAGGAAGAAUUCUGCCAUUGUGUGUGCUGGUGUUUGGAUCCUAGUCCUCAGUGGUGGUAUUUCAGCUUCUUUGUUCUCCACCACUAAUGUCAACAAUGCAACCACCACAUGCUUUGAAGGCUUCUCCAAACAUGUUUGGAAGAUUUAUUUGUCCAAGAUCACCAUAUUUAUUGAAGUAGUUGGGUUCAUCAUUCCUCUGAUACUGAAUGUCUCUUGCUCUUCUGUGGUGCUAAGAACCCUUCGCAAACCUGCUACUCUGUCUCAAAUUGGAACCAAUAAGAAAAAAGUGCUGAAGAUGAUCACAGUGCAUAUGGCAGUCUUUGUGGUAUGCUUUGUUCCCUAUAACUCUGUCCUCUUCCUGUAUGCCCUGGUGCGCUCCCAAGCCAUUACCAAUUGCUUGUUAGAAAUAUUUGCAAAGAUCAUGUACCCAAUCACCUUGUGCCUUGCAACUCUGAACUGUUGCUUUGACCCUUUCAUCUAUUACUUUACCCUUGAGUCCUUUCAGAAGUCCUUCUACAUCAAUACCCCAAUCAGGAUGGAAUCCCUAUUUAAGACUGAAACACCUCUAACCAUAAAGCCUUCCCUUCCAGCUAUUCAAGAGGAGAUUAGUGAUCAAACAACCCAUAAUGGUGGUGAAUUAAUGCUAGAAUCCACCUUCUAG
Messenger RNA from Manis pentadactyla (Chinese pangolin), 1113 nucleotides. RefSeq names its product lysophosphatidic acid receptor 4 (gene LPAR4). Gene Ontology annotation, molecular function: lysophosphatidic acid receptor activity. Gene Ontology annotation, cellular component: membrane. The record is from RefSeq and is a predicted model, not a curated record. Gene Ontology annotation, biological process: positive regulation of Rho protein signal transduction; phospholipase C-activating G protein-coupled receptor signaling pathway. NCBI's taxonomy places the organism in Eukaryota, Metazoa, Chordata, Mammalia, Pholidota, Manidae. Bases 1 to 1113 code for a protein of 370 amino acids. The transcript has a single exon.